Nycticebus coucang (slow loris) is the source of this 1704-nucleotide messenger RNA. RefSeq names its product arylamine N-acetyltransferase 1-like. The transcript is spliced from 3 exons. NCBI's taxonomy places the organism in Eukaryota, Metazoa, Chordata, Mammalia, Primates, Lorisidae. Bases 219 to 1091 code for a protein of 290 amino acids. The record is from RefSeq and is a predicted model, not a curated record. Gene Ontology annotation, molecular function: acetyltransferase activity.
GGCGCGGCGAGCCGAGGGCGUGAGGGGCGGCGGUGCCUCCCGCGGGCUGCAGCUGCAGCUCCCUCUGGGUAGCGUCCCCGAGCCGCGAGGUCUGCGCGGGCCCACGAAACGGACCCGAAGAGUCUCCACGUGCGAGAUUUUGGGGAAAGGAAAGUAGACGGCAGUGUUCUUAGGAGGAAGUUCGACUUUUGAAACAUGAACAUGUGAUUCAGGAGAUCAUGGACAUCGAAGCAUAUUUUGAAAGAAUUGGUUAUGAGAACUCUAGGAAGAAGUUGGACUUGGAAACAUUAACUGAUGUUCUUCAGCACCAGAUCCGAGCUGUUCCCUUCGAGAACCUUAACAUACAUUGUGGGGAACCCAUGGAGUUGGGCUUACAGGCCGUUUUCAAUCACAUUGUGAGAAGGAAGCGUGGAGGGUGGUGUCUCCAGGUCAAUCAACUUCUGUACUGGGCUCUGAGCACAAUGGGCUUUGAGACCACAAUGUUGGGCGGGUAUGUUUACAUCACUCAGACAGAACAAUACAGCAGUGGCAUGGUUCACCUGGUACUGCAGGUGACCAUUGGUAGCAAGAAGUACCUUGUUGAUGCUGGGUUUGGUGCCGCCUACCAGAUGUGGGAGCCUCUGGAGUUAGUUUCUGGGCAGGAUCACCCUCAGGUGCCUUGUGUCUUCCGUCUGACAGAAGAGGAUGGAAUCUGGUACCUGGACCAGAUCAGGAGAGAGCAGUAUGUUCCCAAUGAAGACUUUCUUAAUUCUGAUCUCCUGGAAAAGAAUAAAUAUCGAAAACUCUAUUCCUUUACUCUAGAACCUCGAACAAUUAAAGAUUUUGAGUCUGUGAAUAUUUAUCUGCAGGAAUCUCCAUCAUCUGUGUUUCCAUGCACAUCAUUUUGUUCCUUGCAGACUCCAGAAGGGGUCCACUGUUUAGUGGGCUUCACCCUCACCUAUAGGAGAUUCAGUUAUAAGGGCAAUGUCGAUCUGGUAGAGGUUAAGACUCUGGAUGAGGAAGAAAUAGAAGUAGUGCUGAAAAAUAUAUUUAAUAUUUCUUUGGAGAGAAAGCUUGUGCCCAAACAUGGUGAUCGAUUUUUUACUAUUUAAGAUGCAAAACAAACCCAUUUACAUUUAUUACCCAGCUCACCAGUUAUCAACUGAUGACCAAUCAUAUUUUCUCUAAAUCCCUACAUUUUUUUGAAGAGAAUCCUAGAUGUGAAAUCAUUUCACCCAUAAAAAAUGCCAGCAUAUCUAAUUAAAUAUCUUUUUAUAGAAACAUAACCACACACAUUUUCAAAUGAAUAAUAAUAAGGGUGUUGUAAGGUUUAUCUGUGGUAAUCUCAGGAACCAUAGUGGUUUAUGCUAGAGAAGUUGGAAUAGUGUAUUAUUUUUUAAUUGAAAGAAGAUUUUUUAGUAGUGAUAGGUAAAUAGAAUAUUGUGGGAAAACUUACUGUCUGUAAAGUAAAUUAAAUCAUUCUUAGAUAAUACAAUGCAAAUAAAAGUUUUUGUUUGGAAGACUUAGGAUAUUAUGGGGUUAGGUGAUAUUUCCUCAAUGGAAUCUUCUUUUCAUUCUCUUUCUUUGUUUUUUUAAAAUUAUUUUUUAGUAAAUCAUAACUUUGUACAUUGAUGCAUUUAUGGGGUUCGGGGUACUGCUUCGAUAUAGAAUGUGAAAUGUUUACAUUAAACUAAGUAACACAUCCAUCACAAUUAUACUCAUUUU